AUGACUGUGAUGACUCCUGCUCCCAUUGACGUACGGUUUUUUACCCUUACUCUGCAACUCACCGAGCUCCCUUACGCGGCUUCAAUCACUCGCAGUGUUUCAAUUUCGCUUCCUCAGCAGGAGGAUGAGGAGAUGCUUGUCCCACAUACUGAUUUGGUGGAGAAUAAUCACCAACCCAUGGAAGUUGUGGCACAAUCUGAUGCUGCCAACACUGUGGAGAGCCAGCCUGUAGAGGAUCCUUCGUCAACAAGAUUCACAUGGAAAAUUGACAACUUUUCUAGGAUGAAUUCAAAGAAGCUCUAUUCAGAUAUAUUUGUUGUUGGUGGUUAUAAAUGGCGUGUACUUAUUUUCCCAAAAGGGAAUAAUGUGGACUAUUUGUCCAUGUAUUUGGAUGUUGCAGAUUCAUCCAGUUUGCCCUAUGGUUGGAGUAGAUACGCACAGUUUAGCUUGGCCGUUGUUAAUCAAAUCCAUAAUAAAUAUUCUGUGAGAAAAGACACGCAGCACCAAUUCAAUGCGCGAGAAAGUGAUUGGGGUUUCACGUCCUUUAUGCCACUCGGUGAAUUGUAUGAUCCUAGUAGAGGGUAUCUUGUGAAUGACACUCUUAUAGUUGAAGCCGAGGUUCUUGUUCGUAGAAUUGUUGAUUACUGGACUUAUGAUUCAAAAAAGGAGACUGGCUAUGUUGGUCUUAAGAACCAGGGUGCUACAUGUUAUAUGAAUUCUCUGCUCCAAACUUUGUAUCACAUUCCUUAUUUUCGAAAGGCUGUGUACCAUAUGCCAACAACAGAGAAUGACAUGCCCUCUGCAAGCAUCCCUUUGGCUUUGCAAAGUUUAUUCUACAAGCUCCAGUAUAGUGACACCAGUGUUGCAACAAAGGAGCUCACUAAAUCUUUUGGAUGGGAUACAUAUGAUUCUUUCAUGCAGCAUGAUGUUCAAGAACUGAACAGAGUCCUUUCUGAAAAACUUGAAGACAAAAUGAAGGGAACUGUUGUUGAGGGAACUAUACAGAAAUUAUUUGAAGGGCAUCAUAUGAACUAUAUUGAGUGCAUCAAUGUGGACUAUAAAUCAACUCGAAAGGAGUCAUUUUAUGACCUUCAGCUUGAUGUGAAAGGCUGUCCUGAUGUUUAUGCUUCCUUUGACAAGUAUGUUGAAGUUGAAAGUCUUGAAGGGGACAACAAAUAUCAUGCCGAACAAUAUGGUUUGCAGGAUGCUAAGAAGGGUGUCCUAUUCAUUGAUUUUCCUCCUGUUCUUCAGCUUCAGCUAAAAAGAUUUGAAUAUGACUUUAUGCGGGACACUAUGGUAAAGAUUAACGACCGUUAUGAGUUUCCCAUGCAACUUGACCUUGACCGUGAGAAUGGGAAAUAUUUAUCACCCGAGGCUGAUAGGAAUGUCCGCAAUCUUUACACACUUCACAGUGUUUUGGUUCACAGCGGUGGUGUACAUGGGGGACAUUAUUACGCUUUUAUCAGGCCAACUCUCUCUGAGCAGUGGUAUAAAUUUGACGAUGAGAGGGUUACUAAAGAAGACACUAAACGGGCAUUGGAGGAGCAAUAUGGUGGUGAGGAAGAGUUACCACAAACAAAUCCUGGGUUUAACAACACUCCUUUUAAGUUCACCAAAUAUUCAAAUGCUUACAUGCUGGUGUAUAUUCGUGAAGCUGACAAGGACAAAGUAAUAUGCAACGUGGAUGAGAAAGACAUUGCUGAACAUUUAAGGGAGAGGUUGAAGAAAGAACAAGAAGAAAAGGAGCACAAGAAAAAAGAAAAGGCAGAGGCUCACCUUUACACUAUUAUAAAGGUUGCACGAGAUGAAAACCUUGCAGAGCAGAUUGGAAAGGAUAUAUAUUUUGAUCUUGUAGACCAUGACAAAGUGAGGAGUUUCCGUGUUCAAAAACAGACAUCUUUUAAUGCUUUUAAGGAAGAGGUUGCUAAAGAGUUUGACAUACCAGUUCAAUUCCAGCGCUUCUGGCUAUGGGCAAAGCGGCAAAACCAUACAUAUCGUCCAAAUCGACCGUUGACACCUAUGGAAGAAGCACAAUCUGUUGGACAAUUGAGAGAGGUAUCAAACAAGGUUCACAAUGCAGAAUUGAAAUUGUUUUUGGAAGUGGAGCUCGGGCUGGAUUUACGCCCCAUAGCACCACCUGACAAGACAAAGGAUGAUAUAUUACUUUUCUUCAAGUUAUAUGAUCCUGAGAAAGAGGAGCUACGUUAUGUUGGGAGGCUGUUUGUGAAGAAUACUGGUAAGCCAUCAGAAAUCUUGACGAAGUUAAAUAAAAUGGCUGGUUAUGACCCUGAUGAAGAGAUUGGACUAUAUGAGGAAAUUAAGUUUGAGCCAAAUGUUAUGUGUGAACCUAUUGAAAAGAAAGUAACAUUUCGAGCUAGCCAGUUAGAAGAUGGAGAUAUUAUAUGCUUUCAGAAAUCUCCUGCUAUAUACAAUGAAGAACGUAUCCGCUAUCCAGAUGUGCCAUCAUACCUAGAAUAUGUGCACAACCGCCAGGUUGUUCACUUUCGAUCUCUUGAUAAACCCAAGGAGGAUGACUUCUGCUUGGAGAUGUCAAGACUCUAUACAUAUGAUGAUGUGGUGGAGAAAGUGGCUCAACAACUUGGUUUGGAUGAUCCAUCCAUAAUUAGGCUCACGCCUCACAAUUGUUACUCUCAGCAGCCAAAACCCCAGCCUGUUAAGUAUCGUGGUGUGGAGCAUUUGUCUGAAAUGCUGGUUCACUACAAUCAGACUUCGGACAUAUUGUACUAUGAAGUACUUGACAUCCCUCUGCCAGAAUUGCAAGGUUUGAAAACUCUGAAAGUUGCAUUUCACCAUGCCACCAAGGAUGAAGUGGGGGUUAUUCAUACCAUUAGACUCCCAAAACAGAGUACUGUGGGUGAUGUCCUUGAUGAUCUGAAAACAAAGGUGGAAUUGUCCAACCCUGAAGCUGAGCUUAGGUUGCUUGAAGUUUUCUAUCACAAGAUAUACAAGGUUUUCCCUCCCAGUGAGAAGAUUGAAAACAUUAAUGAUCAAUACUGGACAUUACGAGCAGAGGAGAUUCCAGAAGAAGAGAAGAAUCUGGGUCCUCAUGAUCGUCUAAUUCAUGUGUAUCAUUUCACCAAAGACACGGCUCAGAACCAAAUGCAAAUUCAGAACUUUGGGGAACCAUUUUUCUUGGUCAUUCAUGAAGGGGAGACUUUGACUGAAAUUAAAGUACGAAUACAGAAGAAACUUCAAGUUCCUGAUGAUGAGUUUGUCAAGUGGAAAUUUGCCUUUUUUUCUUUAGGGCGUCCUGAGUACCUUCAGGAUUCUGACAUCGUAUCCAGUCGUUUUCAGAGGAGAGAUGUUUAUGGUGCUUGGGAGCAGUAUCUUGGCUUGGAACAUACUGAUAAUGCUCCUAAGAGAUCAUAUGCUGUUAACCAGAAUCGCCAUACUUUUGAGAAGCCAGGGAAAGAGCGAAAGGCUACUCUGUAUAGGCCAACUAGUGAGAUCAGCAAUCCAGGUGGUUUCUGCAGUCCGUUGAGCUUUACUACUUCCCACUUUGUGUGGAAGUUCUUCAAGUUGAGGUCAUUGAUCAUCAUCACUGCACUGUAUCAGUACAUAAGAUUUUUGGAUUACAGAGCUCAUGCUCCAAGCAGACGUGUCCAAGUGACAGAUGGCAACACCACAGUUCACCUUGCCCUUGCUUUUCUGGUCCAACAAGUCCGCUUCUUAGACCCGAACCUCUCCCACGACUCAUCCCAUUCACCUUCGACCCUUCACAUUCACUAUGCGUUUCGAACCACAACGUUGGAACCCAACAUCCCUGUCACGAAGUCCACCAUAUCGUGGAUGGACCCCACUCACCUCUUCGUCUCACCUUGGCUCGUUGGUCUCUCGCACUCGGUCGCCGAAUCCAUGACAAUCUUCUCCAAUCAGGAACCAACACCAACAUCAAAAGCCCGGUUCACCCCAUUAACGGUAAACGGUAACUUAGACAAAAUUACCGGGGGCAAAAGCGACCUUUUAGGCAUUUUAUCUCUAAUAUCCGGCAUCGCCAUCACCGUUCCUUCCUUGGGCAGAGACUCCCGAAAAAACUUACCCACUGUUGUUUAUAGGAACAAGUAUCAUCAUGGUCAAUUGUCAUGUGUGAUAUAUGGUCAACUUGGAAAUUCUAGUCAUCUUUGUCCGAUAGGUAAAAAUCACAUACGAUUUUGUCCUUACCAACGUUUAACCGGGUUAAGCGAAGAGGGAGCCGUAGUUUUAAAACGAGUUUUGCUUCUCGUUGCCGCGUUUUCCGUAACGCGCGAACGAUUGUUCGCGGCUAUUACCGUUCUCGGUGUAUCCUGCGAAGGAUUGGAUUCGUUUCCUGUCGUCGUCGGGGUAGGAGAGGAAUUCGAGGUCGUCGAAGCCGUUGACGAUUCGGCGUAG
Molecule: messenger RNA, 4389 nt
Organism: Sphenostylis stenocarpa
Lineage: Eukaryota; Viridiplantae; Streptophyta; Magnoliopsida; Fabales; Fabaceae
Source: the annotation of a GenBank genome assembly